GGGUGUGAGCGGGCAGCGGGGGCGGAGGGACGCACCGGGGCAGGGGGGGGGGCCGUGCCCGGCGGCGCGAUGCUGCCCGGACAGCGACGGCGGCAGUGAGCGGGGUGCCGCCAUGGGCUGCGGGGGCAGCAGGGCCGACGCGAUCGAGCCCCGCUACUACGAGAGCUGGACGCGGGAGACCGAGUCCACCUGGCUGACCAACACCGACUCCGAGAGCCCGCCGCAGGAGGGCGGCAGCGCCGAGGCCGGCGGCCGGGAGCAGGGCGCCCCGCGCCCCGGUAUUCUGGAGGAUGGAAAAUCAGCGCCAACGGGUGUAACUACAGCAUCAGCCACAGCUGGAAUGCCGAACACCGAGAAGAGGAACAAUGGUGGUCCUCAGUGUGUGAACCCCACGGUCCAUGGCACGGGAGCUUCAACACAGAGACAGAACGGCUUCAGAGCAGCAGAGAGUAAAUGGGACACACAGAAAACGUCCACAAAAGAAGUCACCAUUAACGUUACAAAAAGCAUCAGACAGAGUGACAGAAGGAAAACAAAGAAUUGUGUCAAUUAACGAAGGAAAGCGCAGGUGAGGAUGGACCUAACAAUGCUUCGCUGCACUUUAAAUGUCAUCAGUUGCUGAAGAUACAAAGAUCUCCAGAUGUCCCACGUUGAAUACAGCAGGCAGCUGCUGCUGAGUGCCUUCAGAAACAAGUCUUGUAGAAACCAGCUGCAGACACUGUAGGAUGUUCAGAUGUCAUUUGUAUAAAGCAGUGGCGCUGCGCAGACAUACGCCAAAAUUCAUGCCAUUUGGUUUUUACUAAGGCCUAUGUCAUCUACUUGUGUAUGUCCUGUUCUGCAUGGCUAUUAGGAUGAGGCUGGGUGAUAAGAGGUACAGUUCAUUGACAUUUAAAAUGAAAAAAAGGAAAUGAACAAAUGAAUCUGCAAUUUUAGUCACACGGGGAUUUGAGCGUGUGCAUUCAAACCCGAGGAGUUCAUUGAAAGCGCUCACUUUCAUAAAACUCAAACCCAGAGAUCUCAGAAAGAGACACAUAAGUGACUUCCACUAAAUCUCUCUUAAACAAUAUAUAUUGGUUAUAUAUAGUUAAGUCAUAUAGUAACCUUUUUAUAUAUCAAUAUUUUAAUUACUUAGUUUAAAUUUAUUUUCUGUAUUGAGGAAAUUUAGGUCUUAAAAAUGGUAACUUUCAUAUUGAUCAGCCUUACUUGAAGUUCCUAGUCUUAGGUGUAAGGCAGGGUUCUGGCUACUUGGUCAUUUAUAUGUGCCCCUUUAAUUAUGUUGAGGCCCAAACUGACUUGGAAAAAAGUGAUCAUUAACAUUACAUGAAAAUAACCAUAAUUCUUAAAACUAUAUUCCAAUGACAACUCCAAAAAUUAACUUUAUUUGAUCAGAUAUAGUUGAUUUGCUGUGCCGAACUUAUUUAAUUGCAUUGUAAGCAUCCUGUAUCAUAGUACUCUGUGUUUAUCAUAAAUAUACAGCUAAAAGGAAUAUAAAUGUUUGGUGUAGUAAAGACCAGGAAUUAAUUCAACAUAUUACUUCUUAAUAGAGAAGUAUGUAUAGUUUGUAUAUUUAUCAAAGAGGUAAAUUUAUUUGCUUUCCCCAUCAGACAUAUAUGACUAUACUUAGAGGGCCAUUUAAAAUAACUGUUCAAAAGUUGUUCAUAGCAAACAGAUGGCAUUGGGAAGAAAAUCCAUGCAUGAAGUAAGAAGUCCUGUAAGAAGUCCUUUUUGCACGUAGGCAAAUAAGUAUAAACAGUAUUGUGGGACUGAAUCCUAAUUUAUUCCGUAUUAGGAUCAUUUUAAUAACUUGCUGCUAGGUGUGUAAGUACUUAAUAAUUUCCUUGGAGUACAAGUCAAUGCAAUAAGGAAUUGUUUAUUAAUUAUUCUGACACAAAGGCAAACUGAAAUCCAGAGUCAGUGCGAGAUUUUUGCAUACAAUAUCAUACGUAUAAGAAAUAGUGAUUUUUAGAUGUCCUAAAAAGGGGCAAAGAACUUGUGCUAACCUUUCUGCAGGCCAGCGUGUUAUCUGGUAAGUGAUCUCGUGCUGCACAUUUACGAGAAGAACUACAAAAUGCUGAAAACGGUGUUGUAUGGGUAAGACAACGGCAGCCUGCGUAUGUCCUUCCAACUCGUGGCAUUCUGCCAGCUUGCUGGCAACAUCACAGGACGGGAAGGGGCUUGACUCACUCUAACAAUAAACAGUGGCUGCAGCAGCUCAGCAAUAUUAAUUUAGAAAUGGAUAGCCAUUGCUGGUGGCUGUGUACGGACCUAAUUGAAAGCACAAGUUCAGGAUUCUGCGUUAUUUGCGUAGAGCGGAAGAUGAACCAUUUCAGAUCUGUGCCAGACUUGAAACCCACUUCUGUUUCAAAGGAUUUACUGGCAGAGAGAGUGCGGCAUAAACCCAUAUGGUACAGGAAAGCCACAGAAAGCGACUAACGAUGCCGGUGCGUGAAAGGGUAGGGGGGAUUUCGAAGGCAGGCAAAAGGAAAGGCUCAUUGUGUAAGAAGCUGUUUCACAGAUAGUUGCCUUGGGUGGUCACCACGUUAGGGUGAGCAGAUGCAAGAAUAAAGGAGUCCUGACAGUGAGGUGAUUUACUAGCUAAGAAAUUAUUUUGUAAUGAUGUGCUGACCAGGUGCAUCUGAUGGCUUGGGUCACACGGCAGGAGCAAGCCUGCAGUGCUGCAUGGCACGUCGGUAUGAGAAACAGCCCCAGCUGCGUGUCAGCACUCAGCAGGGAGGCAGUUUUUGACUCUUGUAUUCAAAGCAUGAGAUGUGACAGGAUGGUUAGCAGGACAUGGCCUUGGUACACGAUUAUCUGGGCAAUGCUACAGACCUUGCUUAUGCUGACCACAUCCCCCCUCAGGGUGGCAGCUGUGGAGUGGUGAAGGCUGACAGCUCUGGAUGGCCCCUCUGUCUGCUCACGAUGACUUUCCUGAGUUACUUCAAGAUCCCACAAACCUGUUUAUAUCCUGAAACUCAACUUUAGGGCAUUCAAAGACUGGAUCCAACUUCAGUGACGUAAACUGUGUCUAGUUACAAGCAACUUUAUAAACCCUUCUCAUGUAACACAUUACUGUUCUUAUUCAUCAGGUGGUAACUGAAAAGAAAUUACAUUAUGUCUCUGGUGGCUUCUUAGUUCUUGAUGUGUACGUUUCCAAUGACCUUAAUAAAACUAAGAGCAUGUUGUGGAGAUGUGGAUCCUGCCUCUGUACAUAAGUAGGGUUAUGUUUAUGUUUUCUUUACUUUCCUUCUAUUAGAGACAACCACCAGCAGAAACAACCAAUUUGUUUAUAAAAUAAUAUUCCACUUUCUAUAAUUAAGGGUGACAGAAUCUAGUCUGUACUGCUUAAGACAAUUGAAAGUCCUAAAAAUAGAUUCCUGUUUCCUGCUUUAGUGGAAGAAGCAAGCUCAAAGAAUCACCCAGACAUUUUCACUCCAAGUGGCCUUCUUAGGAGCGAAGAUUCUUAUUUACAGGGUCUGUUCCUCAAGUAGCAUCUUUCAAAUAUAACCGACUCAAAUACAGGAAAUAAAAUAACCACAUUAGAAGACAUAGACUUUUAGAUAAAGGACCUGCAGACAUCUCUGUCUUCUUAUAUAAUGGGCUUUUUGAAAUUUAAUUUUCCCCAAAAAGAUAUUAUGCCACUUAAUUUGCUCGAUGUCCCUUGGCUGCACAUGAGGAUUUCUACAGCUACCCUGAAACAAGAUGCUUUCUGAUGGAAUGAUUUGCCAACUUCUGGUAGGUUUUUAUGAUUUACCUGAGUUCACGUUCUAAACAGAAACAAACUUACUUUGUUAUGUUUCCAUAAUUCCAAUACAACCUAUAGGUAGGAUUUUCCUCUGAUGUUUAUAUAUAUUUUCUUUCACUAUGUGAGAAAUGGAAUCACUCAAAAGAAAGUGGACAUCGGAUAAAGGAGAGAAUUUACAGUUACCUAUAGACAUCAUUGGGCAAAUUCAUCUUCUCAAAGACUCAGUGCCAUUUUAUCUUUCAGUAUUCCUUCAUCUUGUCCCUUAUGCUUCCUUAAUGUCAUUCAUCGUUUCACCAUUACUGUAGGACGUUGACUGGAAGACGCGAGUUUACAAGAUACAAGUUCUGUGUGACAGAAAUGAUCUUGUACUGAAAAAAUAGGAAAGUGUAAUUAUUGUGUAAGCAAUAGAUGAGGACUCAGUUAAACGUGUAUUCUUGUUAGCUAAAUGUCUGAGAUCCCAUACAAAACAGAAAACAGAUAUUUUCUAUCUUCCUAGUACCUUCAGAUACACAUAUAUUCAUCAGUGCAUGUUUCUGUGUGCGUACAUUGUAACGUCUUUAGUGUGUCCUUCUGUUCUGCAGUUCAGGCAUGGUUUUUUGCAAACCUUUUACUUUUGUUUUUAAUUCUGACACCCAAGUGUAAAAUGUUUUAAUGUUUGAACUGAAAUCUGUUUUACCUGCCUUAUGAAAAGAAUGAGCUAUGUAAUUUGUGAACAGAAAUGGUGUUUGAAAAAACAGGCUUAGUUUUACUUGGAAAUAACGAAUAAUCUAUCUAAAUUCAAACUAGACUAACAGGAACAUUUUUGUACUCUCAUUUUAUCAGCAAAUUAUUGAAGAUUGACCUUGAACUUGAAAAUUAAAAUAAAGAAAAUUUUUAA
Molecule: messenger RNA, 4619 nt
Organism: Grus americana (Whooping crane)
Lineage: Eukaryota; Metazoa; Chordata; Aves; Gruiformes; Gruidae
Gene: BAALC
Product: BAALC binder of MAP3K1 and KLF4
Exons: 3
Coding region: 113-553 (146 amino acids)
Cellular component (GO): cytoplasm
Source: RefSeq, a predicted model, not a curated record